Messenger RNA from Lepus europaeus (European hare), 855 nucleotides. RefSeq names its product adenylate kinase isoenzyme 6-like. The record is from RefSeq and is a predicted model, not a curated record. Bases 49 to 567 code for a protein of 172 amino acids. The transcript has a single exon. Gene Ontology annotation, cellular component: nucleus; cytoplasm. Gene Ontology annotation, molecular function: AMP kinase activity; ATP binding; ATP hydrolysis activity. Lineage: Eukaryota; Metazoa; Chordata; Mammalia; Lagomorpha; Leporidae.
CGUAGGACGCGCGGAGAGGAGGCGCUCGGAGUGGCCACCGGGACGACUAUGUUGCUGCCGAACAUUCUGCUCACCGGUACUCCAGGGGUUGGGAAAACCACACUAGGCAAAGAGCUUGCAUCAAGAUCAGGACUGAAAUACGUUAAUGUGGGUGAUUUAGCUCGAGAAGGUGAAUUAUAUGAUGGCUUUGACGAAGAGUAUAAUUGUCCCAUUUUAGAUGAAGAUAGAGUAAUAGAUGAGUUAGAUAACCAAAUGAGAGAUGGUGGAGUUAUUGUUGAUUACCACGGCUGUGAUUUCAUCCCUGAACGUUGGUUUCAUAUAGUUUUUGUGCUGAGAACAGAUACCAGUGUGUUGUACAAAAGACUGGAAACAAGGGGUUAUAGUGAGAAGAAACUAAAUGACAAUAUUCAGUGUGAGAUUUUUCAAGUUCUUUAUGAAGAAGCAAUGGAGUCGUACAAGGAAGAAAUUGUGCAUCAGUUGCCCAGCAAUAAACCAGAAGAACUAGAGGAGAACAUAAGUCAGAUCUUGAAAUGGAUUGAGCAGUGGAUCAAGGACCAUAACUCUUGACUCACAGAACUGGCCCCUUCAGUCACUGCUGUUGCCCUCUCUCUGCUCACUGUGUAGAAACUGCCCAUGUAUCAGUAAAAAUUGUGCUGUAGGACUAGGAGGUGGAUGAUGUAAAGGUUUAUGCCUGGAUUUCUUUUUCUCCAUGAGAAAGCUGCACAGUCACAAAUAUCAUGAAUAUAAUAUUAAGGAUUGAGAGUGAAAAUUGUCAUUGUUUAAUGCUUUGAUUGCCAAAUAAUAAGCAAAUCUAAAUAAAUGGGAGGAUAACUUUUAAGUUUAUAACAGAAGAAA